Molecule: messenger RNA, 1044 nt
Organism: Trachymyrmex cornetzi
Lineage: Eukaryota; Metazoa; Arthropoda; Insecta; Hymenoptera; Formicidae
Product: chromobox protein homolog 1
Exons: 4
Coding region: 301-864 (187 amino acids)
Cellular component (GO): nucleus
Source: RefSeq, a predicted model, not a curated record
CGGCAUUGUACGAGACACGAGCAAUGUUGCGAUUCUUAACAAGAAAAGAAAAACCGGCGAGCGCGUCACCGCCAAUGCCGCCAUUUUAUAUCAAGCCGCGACGUAUCUUGCGACAUAAUCAUUUUCACGCAAUCACGCCGUGGCUCGUCGCCACAUAUAAUUCCACGUCCACCCCGUUCGCCGUCAUCCUAAUUUGCAUCGCAUUACAACACGUUACAUGUUUGAGUCGAUUUAGCACGCGACCACGUCGUGCAUCGUACUGCGCCAUACCACCCCACGCUAUGCCGCGCCGUAUAUACCAUGAGCAAAGUAAAGGAUUCUCCAACGGACAAUGAGACGGAAGAGGAAUUUAGUGUGGAGAAAGUCUUAGACAGAAGAAUCGUGAAGGGAAAAGUGGAAUAUUACUUAAAAUGGAAAGGAUAUUCCAACGACGAAAACACAUGGGAACCAGAGGAAAAUUUAGAUUGUCCGGAUUUGAUCGCUCAGUUUGAAGACCAACGGAAGAAGAAGGAUGGAAGUACAUCUGGAAAACGUCACGAAGAAAAGGAACAAAAGAAACGAAAAAGCAAUAACACACCGACACCCACUCAGGCCAAGAAAAAGGCAGCAGUGGAAGAAAAGAAGCUGGAAGGUAAAGGAUUUGAUAGAAAUCUGGAGCCCGAGCGUAUUAUCGGAGCGACAGAUUCCAGCGGUGAACUGAUGUUUCUAAUGAAAUGGAAAGGAACAGACGAUGCGGAUCUGGUACCUGCACGCAUUGCUAACGAAAAGUGCCCACAGAUCGUGAUAAAGUUUUACGAAGAGCGACUCACAUGGCAUAGCCCAGCUCACGAUGACGAAAACUCGACGAAACCUGACCCGGAGUAGCGUCCAGCGUUCUUUCACAAUUUAUUUUUAUCAUUGCAAAGUAUUUCCCUGUAAUAAUUAUCCUAGAUUAUUUACGAGUUUUUUAACUUUUGUAGGUAAAAAAUAAAUAUAUCAAAGAUUUUUCGAACAUUAAUAUAGAAUGGUAUAAUGUAGGAGGAAUUGAAGAAAGUUCAAAGAUUA